GAAAGAGAUAGAUAAUUUGCCAAUCGCGCACACUUUUAUAUAUAUUUCCAAAUCUCACACAUUCAUCGUGUAAUCGUAUGGUCGGCUCUGUUUUUUUUCACAAGGUUCUGUCUAAAUUUCACGGCCAAAUAUAAUCUCCUCAGCCAUAAUUGCUGUUUUGUGUUUGUUGUGUUCGACAGUUGCCCAAGUACCUUCUAAAAGAACAGUCGAAAUGUAUCUUGCGCGAAGAAAUUGCGUCAUUAUUAAUCAAUUAAGGUGUUUUUCAGCUCAGGUCAAAGAAGCCACUGCAAGUGAUUAUCGUGCUGAUGUGAUUGAGGAAAAUUGGAAAACGGCUAAGCCCUACAGUGAUAUACCUUCACCAUCGGCAUUCAAGCUCCUCUUCAGUUUUCUUCCUGGUGGAAGAUUUAAUUCUGUCCCAUUAUCUGUGAUUCAUGAGAAUCUAAAAAAAGAAUAUGGGUCUAUUUACAAAUUGAAAGGAGCUUUCGGAAAGAGAGAUGCCCUCAUAUUGCAUGAUCCGAAAGAUUAUGAAAUUGUCUUUCGAACUGAGGGUAAUUUCCCAAUGAGACGCCUAUUCGAUACUAUAGCCUACUACCGAAAGGAACACAGAAAAGACAGAUUCGCUAAAUCUGCUGGUCUAUUGAAUGAACAUGGACAAGCAUGGUGGGAUCUUCGGCAUAAAGUUAAUGGUGUGAUGAUGAAGCCACAAAUUACAAAAGGAUACACAACUACUGUUGAUGAAGUAGCAUCUGAUUUUGUGAAAAAAUUACACAAUUUGAGAGAUUCUAAUUUGGAUACACCAUCUGAUCUUCUCUAUCAAUUGAAUCUUUGGGCAUUGGAAUCAAUCUCUUACAUCACAAUGAACGUAAGAAUGGGACUUUUAACUGGAAAACCUGAUGAAAGUGUUGUAAAAUUCACACAAAAUUUAAAAAUAUUGUUUGAUUUACUUUUCCAACUUGAAUUUCUACCGUCUAUAUGGAAAGUAUAUAAAACUCCAAAAUUCAAUAAAUUUUUGCAAAUCAUGGAUGAAUUGCAUGAUACCAUAGAGAAAUUUGUAGAAAUAGGCUUGGCCAAUUUGAAGGAAAACAGUGCUGAUAAGAAAAGCAAUUCAAGAGAGGAGAGCGUUUUGGAAAAAUUAUACGCUAUUGAUAAAGACAUUGCAUUUCUUAUGGCGAUGGAUUCUAUCUUAGGUGGUGUUGAUAGCACAGCAGUAGCAACAUUCUCGAUUUUGUACAAUUUGGCACAAAAUAAGGAAAAACAAGAUAUCUUAAGAUCGGAAUUGUUGAAAAUUCUUCCUGAAAAAGACUCACCUCUUACAAUUGAAAACAUGAGCAACUUACCGUACUUACGGGCCUGCAUUAAAGAAGGAAUGAGGAUUAUGCCAGUUAUUGGAGGAAAUUUGAGAACAACUGGACAAAACAUUGUCAUUAAAGGAUAUCAAGUACCUAAAGAAACUGACGUGUUAAUGCCCGGUGAGCUAUUCUACAAAAAUGAUUACUAUUUCCCAGAAGCAAAAUCCUUCCGUCCGGAAAGAUGGUUGAGAUCCGUAGAAAAGCAUGAGAAUUAUAAUCCAUUUACAUACAUUCCAUUUGGAUUUGGAAGUCGAAAUUGCGUUGGUCGACGCUUUGCAGAAAUGGAAAUUGAAUGCCUUGUAACGCGAUUGGUGAGGAAUUACCAUCUGGAAUGGCAUCAACCACCACCAAAAAUACGUUCAACAACCAUCAACAUACCCUAUGGAGAUCUCAGACUGCGUCUCAAAGAGUAUUAAUCAUUGACUUUAUCUUGUAUGCAUGUGAUGACUUGUAAAUAAUAAAAGAAAUUUCAUUAUA
Phlebotomus papatasi is the source of this 1826-nucleotide messenger RNA. RefSeq names its product probable cytochrome P450 12b2, mitochondrial. Lineage: Eukaryota; Metazoa; Arthropoda; Insecta; Diptera; Psychodidae. The transcript has 6 exons. Bases 212 to 1765 code for a protein of 517 amino acids. The record is from RefSeq and is a predicted model, not a curated record. Gene Ontology annotation, molecular function: oxidoreductase activity, acting on paired donors, with incorporation or reduction of molecular oxygen; monooxygenase activity; heme binding.